UAUUUUGGUGUUAUACUGCCAUGCCAAAACGAGAAUGAAGCCUCCAAACACAAACAAACGCUCUUUACAACACCACCAACCCUUCUUUCCCAACUCACCUUGAGGAGGCCACCUUUCCCUUUUGUUUUAUCAACUCUCUCUUCUGGCUUCCUUCUCUUUUUCUCCAAACCAAACUGCUCUGUGGCUCAACAACACCAGGAGGCCUACCACUACUCUCAUCUUUUGCGGCAUUGCAUCGAAUCCUCUGCCUUCCUCACUGGCAAAUCAAUUCAUGCCAAACUCAUCAAAACACCUCUUCACUCUACCCUGUUUCUACGCAAUCACCUCCUCAAUUUCUACCUCAAAUCAGGUGAUCUCCCAACUGCUCUCCAACUGUUCGACGAAAUGCCAGACAAGAAUGUCGUGUCGUGGACCUCCCUCGUUACCGGCUUAGUCCUCCACGGCUGCCCUGGCGAUGCUCUCUCUCUGUUCCGCCACAUGUGCCGACACGGAACGAAGCCCAAUGAGUUUACCUUUGUGGGUGCCCUUCAGGCCUGCUCGUCGUCUCAAAUUUCAAAUCACGUUGCCCGCCAAAUUUACGCCUUGAUUGUCCGGUCUGGAUUUGAAUCCAAUGUUUUUCUGUUGAAUGCUUUUUUGACGGCUCUGAUACGGCAUAGUGAAUUGGGAGAGGCUUCGGAUGCUUUUGACAAGUGUUUGGAUAAGGAUAUUGUGUCUUGGAAUGCCAUGAUUGCCGGGUACUUGCAGUUUUCGAACUUGGAAAUACCGGGUUUUUGGCUUAGGAUGAAUUGCGAGGGAGUCAAGCCUGAUAACUUCACUUUUGCAAGUGUUCUCACUGGUUUGGCCGAUCUUUCUGAUCUUGAAUUGGGUCUGCAAGUCCACGCUCAGCUUGUCAAGUUCGGUCACGGGAGUGAGAUGUGUGUGGGGAAUUCUUUGGUAGAUAUGUACUUGAAAAAUCAAAACUUCGGUGCUGGUUUCAAAGCAUUUGAGGAAAUUCCUUCGAAAGAUGUCUGGUCGUGGACUCAGAUGGCUACCGGUUGUAUAAAUUGUGGGGAACCAAAGGAAGCGCUUGGAGUCAUUGGAGAAAUGAGGAGGAUCGGUGUGAAGCCAAACAAAUUCACUCUUGCCACCGCCCUUAAUGCCUGUGCGAAUUUAGCGUCUUUAGAGGAAGGGAAGAAAGUUCAUGGUUUGAGAAUUAAACUCAGUGAUGAUAUUGAUGUUUGUGUGGAUAAUGCUCUAAUUGAUAUGUACGUAAAAUGUGGAUGCAUGGAUAGUGCAUUGGGGGUUUUCCGAUCAUUGGAUGACCGAUCUGUUGUGUCAUGGACGACAAUGAUAAUGGGUUAUGCACAAAAUGGAUUUGCCAAGGAAGCUCUUGAGAUUUUUAGUGAGAUGAAGUUGGAGGGCGAGAAGCCUAAUUAUGUCACUUUCAUUUGUGUGCUUUAUGCGUGUAGCCAAGGAGGGUUCAUCAAUGAAGGGUGGAAGUAUUUCUCUUCCAUGACCCAAGACUAUGGAAUCUUACCCGGAGAAGAUCACUAUGCAUGUAUGGUAGACCUCAUGGGUCGUGCAGGGCAGAUCAAAGCAGCUGAGGAAUUGAUCCUAAGAAUGCCAUUUCAAGCAGGUAGGCUUGUCUGGAAGACGUUGCUUGGUGCUUGUAGGGUUCAUGGGGAUAUGGAAACUGCAAUGCGUGUAGCGGAGCAUGCAUUAGAUCUAGACAAAGAAGAUCCUCCGUCGUAUGUGUUGUUGUCUAACAUUCUUGCUGGUUCGAGCAAAUGGGAUGGCGUGGUUACAUUGAGAGAGAUAAUGGAAACUAGGGAUGUAAAAAAAAUGCCUGCAUCUAGUUGGAUUGAGAUAAACAGAGAUCUUUCGAGACCUAAUAGUUCUUACAAUCCCAUUAUGAUUCAUUAAAGAAUCUACAAACACUACUUCAGUCUAAUUCUGGGACUGUGUUUUGCUCUUUAUUUAUUGGUUAUUUAUUAUCUAUUUAAUAAUUUACAUUUUAUCAUUCA
Molecule: messenger RNA, 2003 nt
Organism: Camellia sinensis
Lineage: Eukaryota; Viridiplantae; Streptophyta; Magnoliopsida; Ericales; Theaceae
Product: pentatricopeptide repeat-containing protein At4g33170
Biological process (GO): RNA modification
Molecular function (GO): protein binding; RNA binding
Source: RefSeq, a predicted model, not a curated record